AAGCAUAAAGCUGCAAGAAAGGUGGUAACCGAAAGAAGAGCUUUUCGUCACGCUCUCUCUCUCUCUCUUUCUCUCUCUCUCUCAUAUUGCCCAUGUUAUGAGAAAACAUCAGCUCUCUUAUCAACAACAGUAGCCCACAGAAUAAAGCGAGAGGGUGUCUGGAUUCUCGUUGGUCGGUUCUGGAUAUUUGAGGAGAUAGAGAUAGCUAUAGCAAGCAGGAAAAAAAAAAGUAAAAUUUUUUUUUUUUUUUUAUCUAUGUUUGGCAACUGCAACAACAACUCUUCUCCAAGUGUUCCUUCUUCUUCUGAGCUAUUCACUUGCUUAGAGAAUGGAAAUAGCAACAGUAAGAGGAAGAGAAGGCCAGCAGGAACUCCAGAUCCUGAUGCAGAAGUGGUGUCUCUCUCCCCCAAAACUUUACUUGAAUCCGACCGCUACGUGUGUGAGAUCUGCAACCAAGGAUUUCAGAGAGACCAGAACCUUCAGAUGCACCGACGAAGACACAAGGUACCAUGGAAGCUGCUCAAAAGAGAAAACCCAGAGGUGAGGAAGCGCGUGUUCGUUUGCCCGGAACCAAGUUGCCUUCACCACGAUCCUUGUCACGCGCUGGGUGAUCUCGUCGGUAUAAAGAAGCAUUUCAGAAGAAAACACAGCAAUCACAAACAAUGGGUCUGUGAGAAAUGCUCCAAAGGUUACGCUGUUCAAUCCGAUUACAAAGCCCAUCUCAAGACUUGUGGUACCAGAGGUCAUUCCUGUGAUUGUGGCCGUGUCUUCUCAAGAGUGGAGAGUUUCAUUGAACACCAAGAUGCUUGCAAUGCCGGCCGUCUUCGGACUGAAUUACAGACACUGCAACCAGCUUGCUUAUCUCAAACUGCUUCGAGUCUAAGCCCGUCGAGCGAUACCAAUUUCAGCACAGCUCCUUGGCCUGCUUUAAGAUUACCAAAGGUUGUGGUGGAGCCAAAUAAUCCUUCUUCAACAAUGACCAAAGAUCAACACCAUAAUUUAGAACUUCAUCUCUUGCCGUCCUCAAAUCCGCUCUCAAACACCAUAGAUUCAUCGGUUUUGCCUAAUUCGGACGAAAACCAAGUGACCCAACUGCAACUCUCAAUUGGGUCGUGUGAUAAUGGUGAGAAGAAUGAAGCAAACCAGACCAUCAGUUCGAGUAAAAAUGCUGGAAGAAGUUCUCCCUGCAGGGACAAGAAUGCUGUGGAAAAAGAACCAGCAGGUUUAAUGGCUUUGACGAUGAAGGAACAGGCAAGAGAGCAGUUGAGACUGGCAAUAACUGAAAAGGCAUUUGCAGAAGAGGCAAGGCUUCAAGCGAAGAGACAGAUUGAAGUGGCGGAGCAGGAAUUCGCAAAUGCUAAGAGAAUUAGGCAGCAAGCUCAGGCUGAGCUUGAUAAGGCUCAGAUUCUGAAAGAGCAAGCGACUAAGCAAAUUAACUCUACCAUUCUACAGAUUACUUGUCAGGCAUGCAAACAACAGUUUCAGGCCACCAAGUUGGAAGUGCCUUCAGAUGAGAAUUCUCUUGUUCUAAGUUACAUAUCCUCAGCCAUUACAGAAGGUGAAGGAGAGAAUGAUAAUAGGACCCAUAAACCCAUCAUCUCUUAGCC
Telopea speciosissima is the source of this 1607-nucleotide messenger RNA. Its product is annotated as zinc finger protein SHOOT GRAVITROPISM 5-like. The record is from RefSeq and is a predicted model, not a curated record. Bases 256 to 1605 code for a protein of 449 amino acids. The transcript has 3 exons. Gene Ontology annotation, molecular function: DNA-binding transcription factor activity. Gene Ontology annotation, cellular component: nucleus. Lineage: Eukaryota; Viridiplantae; Streptophyta; Magnoliopsida; Proteales; Proteaceae.